Anopheles darlingi is the source of this 345-nucleotide messenger RNA. RefSeq names its product eggshell protein 1-like. The coding region runs from base 1 to 345 and encodes 114 amino acids. The record is from RefSeq and is a predicted model, not a curated record. The transcript has a single exon. NCBI's taxonomy places the organism in Eukaryota, Metazoa, Arthropoda, Insecta, Diptera, Culicidae.
AUGAAGGCAACACUUCUUCUCCUGUUGGUAGCUCUGUGCGCCGUCGCCGUGGUAUCGGCUCGUCCUGAAGGCAAGGGAGGAAAGGGUGAGGAGAAGGGCCACGGAAAGGGCCAAGGCAAGAGCCAAGGCAAGGGUCGUUCAGCAGAAUCGGCGGAGGAUGCUGACGGAGAUAGCCAGGAGUCUCAACGAGGAAACGGAAAGGGCGGAAAGGGAGGAAAGGGUGGAAAUUCCGAGAAGAUGGAGGAUGCUGGACCUCGCGGUGGAAAGGGCAAAGAGAAGGGUGGUGAAGCCAAGGGAAAGGGCCAAGAAAAGGGUAACGGCAAGGGCAUGGGAAAGAAGCACUAA